CCUCCUUCCCUCGCUGCCAGCCGAAGCCCGAACGGAGCGGAGCCCGGGCGGCUCAUUGCGGAGCGACGCUGCAGCCGCGAUGGCCACGACCGUGACCUGCACCCGCUUCACCGACGAGUAUCAACUAUACGAGGAAAUUGGCAAAGGGGCUUUUUCAGUCGUGCGACGCUGUGUCAAACUCUGUACUGGACAUGAGUAUGCAGCAAAGAUCAUCAACACCAAGAAGCUCUCAGCAAGAGAUCAUCAGAAGUUGGAGCGAGAAGCUCGAAUUUGCCGUCUCUUGAAGCAUUCCAACAUUGUUCGCCUCCAUGACAGUAUAUCAGAGGAAGGCUUCCACUAUCUCGUAUUUGAUCUGGUCACGGGUGGUGAGCUUUUUGAAGACAUUGUUGCCAGAGAAUACUACAGUGAAGCUGAUGCCAGUCAUUGCAUCCAGCAGAUCCUGGAGGCUGUUCUCCAUUGCCACCAAAUGGGGGUCGUCCACAGAGACCUCAAGCCGGAGAACCUCCUUCUGGCCAGCAAAUGCAAAGGUGCAGCGGUGAAGUUGGCAGAUUUUGGUUUGGCGAUUGAGGUGCAAGGAGACCAGCAGGCCUGGUUUGGCUUUGCCGGCACGCCCGGCUAUCUUUCUCCUGAGGUUCUACGCAAAGAAGCUUAUGGGAAACCUGUGGAUAUCUGGGCAUGUGGUGUUAUUCUUUACAUCUUACUGGUUGGAUAUCCUCCUUUCUGGGAUGAAGACCAGCACAAACUAUACCAACAGAUUAAGGCUGGAGCCUACGAUUUUCCUUCUCCUGAGUGGGAUACAGUCACCCCCGAAGCAAAAAACCUCAUAAACCAGAUGCUAACAAUCAACCCAGCAAAGAGAAUCACGGCUCAUGAAGCUCUGAAACAUCCAUGGGUCUGUCAACGUUCAACAGUGGCCUCCAUGAUGCACAGACAGGAGACUGUUGAGUGUCUGAAAAAGUUCAAUGCUAGAAGGAAGCUCAAGGGUGCAAUUCUUACCACUAUGUUGGCCACAAGAAACUUCUCAGUGGGCAGACAGACCACCGCUCCUGCCACAAUGUCUGCAGCAGCCUCCGGUGCCACCAUUGGGUUGGUGGAGCAAGCAGCUAAAAGUUUACUGAACAAGAAAGCUGACGGAGUGAAGCCGCAAACAAACAGCACCAAAGGCAGCGCAGGAGUCACAAGCCCAAAAGGGACUCUUCCUCCAGCUGCACUGGAACCUCAAACCACCGUUAUCCAUAACCCAGUGGACGGCAUUAAGGAAUCAUCCGACAGCACAAACACCACCAUAGAGGAUGAAGACACGAAAGUUAAAACCACUGAUAACGAGCUUGUAAAAAGCCAGGUAAACCCAGGAUCUGACCCUGAACUUCCUCCCAAUCUGCAGACAUUUCCGAUACCAUCUACCACCACUGCUGUUAUCACUGCUGCUUCAACCAAGCUAUCUGAUGUACUAGGCAUGGUAAAAAGAGGAUCAGGGGGCCCAGAAUCUGAAGAGUCAGCCGCUUCAGUCUCUGCACCCUGCAUAUCUCCAGCUGUUGCAAACCUUCUACCUCCACAGUCUGCCAAAUUCUCUGAAGUAUUAGGCAUGAUGAAACAAGGCUCCAGGCCACCAGAAGCAGAAGAACCAAAGCCUUCCGUUUCUUUGUCCUUUACACAACCUGUUGUUGCAAAUCCUUCUCCUGCCCAGUCUGCCAAGUUGUCUGAUGUAUUAGGCAUGGUGAAAAGGGACUAUGGGUCCCCAGACGCUGAAGAGCCAAAACCUUCCAUCACCCUGCCCGGCCCAUCCUCAGGUGUUGCAAAUCCUCUCCCUUUCCAGUCUGCCAAACUGUGUGAUAUAUUAGGCACAGUGAAAAAGAGCCCUAGACCACCAGAAGGUGAAGAAUCAAAGUCUUCCAUCACAUUGCCAUGCCCACCUUCUGUUGAUGCCAACCCCAUUUCUCCCCAAUCCGCCAGGUUAUCUGAUGUCCUAAGCAUGGUAAAGCGGGGCUGUGGAGCCCCAGAAGCUGAAGGGCCAAAGCCUGCUAUCACCCAGCUUUUCCCACUUCCACUGAUCACAAACCCUCUGCCUUCAGAUCCCCGAAAGCAAGAAAUCAUCAAGAUAACAGAGCAGCUGAUAGAGGCUGUGAACAAUGGGGACUUUGAGGCCUAUGCAAAAAUCUGUGAUCCAGGCCUAACUUCCUUUGAACCUGAAGCUUUAGGUAACUUAGUCGAAGGGAUGGAUUUCCACAGAUUUUACUUUGAAAACUUGUUAUCUAAGAACAGCAAGCCCAUUCACACAACCAUCCUGAACCCUCAUGUGCAUGUCAUUGGAGAAGAUGCAGCUUGCAUUGCCUACAUCCGCUUGACGCAGUAUAUUGAUGGGCAGGGCCGUCCUCGUACAUGUCAGUCAGAAGAGACUCGUGUCUGGCAUCGCCGUGAUGGAAAAUGGCAAAAUGUCCACUUCCACUGCUCGGGAGCACCAGUAGCACCACUCCAGUGAAGAAUGAAUGCUGGCUGUUCUGGUUUCAUCCCAAAGGAGACGGUGAUUUGAGCUGAGCCGCUAGCCGGGAGCAGCGGUGACAAGCACGUGCCCGCAUGCUCGUGUUCCCCAUUCUCUGUCCUCCCUUGUUCCAUUUCCAGUGCCUGUGUUU
This is a messenger RNA of Pogona vitticeps (central bearded dragon), 2630 nucleotides long. RefSeq names its product calcium/calmodulin dependent protein kinase II beta (gene CAMK2B). The record is from RefSeq and is a predicted model, not a curated record. Gene Ontology annotation, biological process: protein phosphorylation. Lineage: Eukaryota; Metazoa; Chordata; Lepidosauria; Squamata; Agamidae. Gene Ontology annotation, molecular function: calcium/calmodulin-dependent protein kinase activity; calmodulin binding; ATP binding.